AUGGCCGAGGAAGCGCCAGGCUCCGCACCUGCGUCGCAGCCAGACGGCGCAGGAAAGAGGGAAUCUGAUGAUCGCGCGCCGACCGACGGCUCCGCGCCGGCCGCGGAGGGAGCGGAACAGUCUGCCGGCGGCGCGUACUCCUCGGUUCCGCCUCCCGCUUCCGAGUUCGAUCAGGCGAAGCGCAAAGCGGAAGAGCUUGCGGCUAAGUUCUUAAACACCGGCGCGAAGCGGUCUAAGUUCGAUGAACCGCCUGCUGCUGAGGGAGCGGCGGGUGCGGCGCAAGCAGCGCCGGGCUCCGUGCCUGGUGGCGGCGGGGCCUCAGGAACCGGAGGGCCGCCGGGAAUGGGGGGACAGAUUGGAGGACCUAUGGGGGGACCUAUGGGGGGACCGAUGGGGGGACCGAUGGGGGGACCUAUGGGGGGACCAAUGGGGGGACCGAUGGGGGGACAGGCGGGAGGGCCUCCGGGAGGAUAUUCGGGAUACGGCGGCGGCCAGGGCCCUCCUGGGAUGGGCGGCGAGCAGCAGCAACAGGGCCAUGGUUAUUACCAGCAGCAGCAGCAGUCUGGUUACUACGAUCAGCAAAGCGGCAGCAGGAAGAUCGACGUUCCUAACUCCAAGGUGGGGUUGGUGAUCGGCAAGGCGGGGGAGACGAUCAAGUACCUGCAGGCGCAGUCGGGCGCGAAGAUCCAGGUCACGCGCGACGCGGACGCGGACCCGCGCUCCGCGUUGCGGUCCGUGGAGCUCAUGGGGACUCCGGAGCAGAUGGCGCAGGCGGAGGUUCUUAUCCGCCAGGUGCUGGACGAGCACCAGGCAGCGGGCGGCGGCAGGGCAUUUGCUGGGAGUAGCGAGUCCGUGUCGAUUCAGAUCCCCAACGGUCGGGUGGGGCUCAUCAUUGGUCGGGGCGGUGAGACCAUAAAGAACCUCCAGAAUCGCUCAGGCGCUCGCAUCCAGAUUCAGAGCGACAGGGAGGUGCAGCCGGGGAGCAUGGAGCGAACGGUGAUGCUGAUGGGCACCAAGCAGCAGACGGACGCCGCUCAGGAGCUCAUCCGGGAAGUGCUCGACGAGUCUAACCGCCGCGGAGGGCCCGGAUUUGGAGGGGGAUUUCGUCAACAGCAGCAGUGGCAGGGAGGGGGAGGGGGAGGGGGAGGGGGAGGGGGGCAGCAGGGAUGGCAGCAGGGAGGGGGGUACGGUGGAGCAGGGCAGUAUGGGGGCGGGCACUACGGGGGGCAAGGGGGCGGGGGAGGGUAUGGGGGGUACGGGCAGCAAGGUGGAGGGGAGUAUGGAGGCGUGGGAGAAGGCUGGGGCCAGCAGGGGGGAGCAGGGGGGAUGGGGCAGGGAGGAGGGGGAGGGUACGAUUAUUAUGGGCAGGGGCAGGGCGGUGGGCAGGGCGCAGGAGGGGAAGCAGGAGCGGGGAAUGGGAAUGCAGGAGGGGCGGAAGGGGGAGCGGAUGGCGGGUAUGGGUAUGGGGGGCAGGGGGGGCAGGGCGGUGGGUAUUACAACAACCAAGGUGGUGGGGGGUAUGGGCAGCAAGGGGGAGGGGGCGAAGGGGGCGGAGCAGCAGCAGGAGGAGGGGCAGCAGCGGGAGAAGGAUAUGGGCAGCAGGAAGGGGGGUAUGGACAGCAGCAGUAUGCACAGCAGGGGGGAGGCUACUAUGGGGGACAGCAGCAAGGGGGCGGAUAUGACUAUUACAAUCAGCAGGGGGGAAUGGAUCCGUAUGCGCAGCAGCAGGGGCAGGGGGGAGGGGGGCAGCAGCAGGGGGGGUACGUCGUAAACCAGCCGUGCCUUCUCCGCUGCGCGCUUCUGGCAGCACUAGUGGCAGCGUGUGCGGCUCGGAUCGUGACUGUGGGAGAGGCAGGCGUGGGCGGAUACAGCUAUGGAUGGAACCCAGCCGUUAACUACACCAACUGGGCUGCUGAAACGCCGCUUCGACCUGGCGACGUCCUCGUGUUCGAAUAUCCGAAGCGCGCCGAGGUGGUGUAUCAAAUGGCCAGUGCCAAGGAUCUCGCCUCGUGUCAUCUCAAGAACGCGAAGGUGCUCUGCGAUUCACUCCGCGGAAGCCGGCCCGGGAAAGACGGCGCGGCUAGCGCUUGCACCGUGACGGUGGAAUCGGGACCUAUGUACAUCACGUCGAUCAAAACACACUGCGACAUGGGACAACAGCUCGUUGUCGAGACGACCAUCGACAAUGGAGGACUGGGCAAUGACGAAUCUAGCAAAGCUGCUGCUGUGGUCGAUCCGCCGGUCGCAGGCGACAACGGGACGACGGCAGGCGAAGGCGCCGGCGACGAGAACGCCGCGGAUGACAACGCGUCGCAAUCCGCCGCGCACAACCAGACGGGGCCGGGUGCGAAAGGAGUGAGGCUGGCUGGGACUCUGUCGCACGGGCCGAUUGGAAACGUGUCGACCGAAGACAGUUCUGUCCCGCUGCCUACGACCGACGGCAAGGCAUCCUCCUCGUCUCCAGGUUCUCCUGACGCCGUCCUUCUCUCGGACAGCGGCUCGGGUAACGCGCUGGUGCCGCCCCUCGCGACGACUCGGGCAUCCGGGCGGUCGAUCGUGGUGGGGAACCCGACGCCGAGCUAUAACUACCCGUUCAACCCGCAGGUUAACUACAAUAGCUGGGUCGCCAAGAGCAAGCUCUACGACGGCGACGUUAUCCUGUUCAAGUAUCCGAACUACCAUCAGGAGGUGGUCCAGUUCGCGCGCUACGGCGACUACCGCUCGUGCAACUUCCGCGCCGCGAAGGUGGUUUGCUACGACAGCUGGGGCUCCAAGUCGGGUUGCUCAAUCAAGGUUACCCGAACAAUGGCGUAUUACGCCUCUGGGCUUUACGGUAACUGCAUGGCGGGGCAGAAGCUCGCCGUGAAGGCGAACGCGAAGCCAUACACGCCGCGAACUCUUGCAGUUGGUUACCCGUCGUCGCAGUUCAAUUGGAACUGGAACCCCAACGGGCAGUACGACAGGUGGCUGCAGUACAACAAGGUCUACAAGGGCGAUACAGUCGUUUUCAAAUAUCCUCCAUACAAGGACGAGGUCUUCAUCGUGCCGUCACUGACGGAUUACAAGAACUGUGACUACUCGAACUAUAUCUCUUACUGCAACUCUACAGACGGCGCAGGGGCCGGUUGUUACAGUAACCCCAUUACAGGCACCACUUACUUCAUCUCAGGCAUCUUCAGCCAUUGCAUGAAAGACAAACAGAGG
Molecule: messenger RNA, 3204 nt
Organism: Closterium sp. NIES-65
Lineage: Eukaryota; Viridiplantae; Streptophyta; Zygnematophyceae; Desmidiales; Closteriaceae
Source: the annotation of a GenBank genome assembly